GGAAUAGGCUCUUUUCUGCUUUCUAAGAGUGGUUAUGUUUUCGGACACGUGUCUGCGAAAUGUCGAAAUGUAGAUCUUCGUUCAUUAACACGAUAAGAAACAAAAAAGCAUUUUGCAAACGCAUGAAAAAUCAUUAACUAAUGAUGGAGUGUAAUACGAUGAUAAUUGCGUUAAAACACUUGGUUGAGACACGACGUUACACACUGGCGAAUGUAUUUAACUUGUGCGUAUAUUAGCUAUAUAUGUGAGUAGCUAUAUAUAUGCAUUAUGUUUAGAAUGUCCAGUAUCUUUCAUCAGAAUGUUUUAUUAUUAAGUAUAUUUACAAUUUCAUAUUUGAUGUUAUCGUCGUCAGUAACCUAAGAUGAAUGAAGAGACAUCACCAAAGAAAUCAUGCAUUUCUCCAACUAUAUCUCAGGAUCACGGUUUGAAAAAUGGGGUACAACUAAAGGAGGACUUCAAUCCAAAACUGGAGCCACUACUCCAGGAAGGCUCAAACCGUUUUGUAAUUUUCCCUAUUCAGUAUCCUGACAUUUGGGACAUGUAUAAAAAGGCUGUAGCCUCUUUUUGGACCAUAGAAGAAGUAUCCCUUCACAAGCAAGACAAAAAGGAUUGGAAUGAAAAGCUAAAUUCCGAUGAGAAACACUUUAUCUCUCAUGUCUUAGCAUUCUUUGCCGCUUCCGAUGGUAUCGUUAAUGAGAAUCUGAUUGAGAGAUUCAGCCAAGAGGUGAAAAUUCCCGAAGCACGUUGUUUCUAUGGCUUUCAAAUUGCCAUAGAAAAUAUUCAUUCUGAGAUGUACUCUUUGCUCAUUGAAACUUAUAUUUCUGAUCCAAAAGAAAAAGAUUUCUUAUUUAAUGCGAUUGAGACACUUCCUUGUGUGAGGAAGAAAGCUACUUGGGCAUUAAAUUGGAUUAAUCAUGAGAGCGCUACGUUUCCCGAACGUGUAGUCGCAUUUGCGGCGGUUGAGGGUAUCUUCUUCAGUGGCAGUUUCGCAGCCAUUUUUUGGCUAAAGAAACGAGGAGUCAUGCCAGGUCUCACCUUCAGCAACGAACUUAUCUCGCGAGACGAAGGAUUACACUGCGAUUUCGCCUGUUUAAUGUUUAAACACAUCGUACAAAAACCAUCGUUUGAGCGUGUGAAAUCAAUUGUAAUGGACGCCGUAGAAAUUGAAAAGGAAUUUUUAACGCAAGCGUUGCCGGUUGAAUUAAUAGGAAUGAAUCACACAUUCAUGUGUAAUUACAUCGAAUUUGUUGCGGACAGAUUAUUCGUUGCAUUAGGAUUUGAAAAGGUUUACAAUUCGGAGAAUCCGUUCUCUUUCAUGGAUUUUAUCUCUAUGAUGGGUAAAACAAAUUUCUUUGAGAAAAAAGUAGGCGAGUAUAAGAAGUUCGGAGUCAUGGAAGAAGAUUCUAAAAAGAAGAGCACGUCAGGUGUGCUGUUUGGUGCAAAGUUUUGAUAUAAAAGGUUUGAAUAUAUAAAAAAUAUAAAACGAACAAAAAAUGUAUGUUCUCCUCGAGGGAGAAAAAGGAUAUAUUGGUAAUUCCACGACUUUGAAAUAAUUUUAUAAUAAUGAUAAACUUCAAGACAAAAACUUUUGACAAAUGUUCCCGAGAUGAAAAAAUGUUUGUACAGUGUUUAUAUUGAAUAUAUUGUAAAUUG
Trachymyrmex septentrionalis is the source of this 1653-nucleotide messenger RNA. RefSeq names its product ribonucleoside-diphosphate reductase subunit M2 B (gene RnrS). The record is from RefSeq and is a predicted model, not a curated record. Lineage: Eukaryota; Metazoa; Arthropoda; Insecta; Hymenoptera; Formicidae. Gene Ontology annotation, molecular function: ribonucleoside-diphosphate reductase activity, thioredoxin disulfide as acceptor. The transcript has 7 exons. Gene Ontology annotation, cellular component: cytosol. Gene Ontology annotation, biological process: deoxyribonucleotide biosynthetic process. Bases 362 to 1450 code for a protein of 362 amino acids.